GUGCCUCCCAGACUCAUAGGCUGCCCUAGGGAGGUCCCUGCUGGACCUCAUGGAGUCUUCUGCUCUCCUCCCUGCUCAGGUGUCGGGGAGCACCAGCUGGGAGUCUCCCAGGGCUCUGUUUCUCUCCUCGGGCAGCGUCAUGUCCUGCUUCACCCACCUGUGGCACUCCAGCACGCCAGACUCUCCCACCAGCCCCGAGCCUGCCUCCCCGGGUGACAUCCCCAUCCCCAUCAGCCCCAUCGUUGUCACCUCGCCGGGGGAUGGCAGGAGGAAGGCCAAGUCCCCGGUGGACAAGCCAGGCUCUCCAAGCCCAGCCUCUCCGAAGCCAACCUCCCCCGUGGAGUGCUCCAUCUGCUUCAACACCUACGACAACACCUUCAAGACCCCCAAGCUGCUGCAGUGCUCCCACGUGUUCUGCCUGGAGUGCGUGGCCCGCCUGAGCACCGGGCUGCCCCCCAACCAGCCCGAGGACCAGCUGCCCUGCCCCUUCUGCAGGCAGCUCACCAGCAUCCCUCAGGAAGGGGCCCCGGCGCUCAAGACCAGCAAGGAGCUCCUGGCCACGCUGCCUCCCGAGCUGCAGCAGGAGAAGGUGCUGUGGAUGGAAGGCACCAAGCUGUGCUGCCGCCAGUCCUCCGAGGACCCCGAGAACCCUGACUCCUGCAUCUCCAUCGACGUGGCCAUGAGCAAGCCCGAGAGUGCCGAAGCUCCUCCCGCGGGGCUGGCCGGGAGGCUGUCCCGCUGCGACGUGUGCGACGACUGGAAGCGCAUCCUCCUCCUCUCUGCCCUCAUCAUCAUCCUCUUCUGCAUCAUCCUCUGGCCAGUCCAGUGCGCCCUCAAGACGGGCAACCUCCGCUGCUUCAGCAGGACUGUGGCCAUGAGCAGGCCUGAGUACCUCUCCCCGAAGCCCACCACGGCGCCGCCUGCCACGCAGCCUCCCUUCCAGUAGCGGCGCAGCAGCUCCCCGCGGCAAGCUGCGGAGGCAGGGACGGGACCUGCUGCCCCGACGGCAGCCCUCGGUUUGCUGGCAGAGCCCCUGGGCCCCUCCCCACGCUCUGCUCUUCGGCAGAUGAGUUCACCUCCGGGAGCCCUGCUCCAGGACUCGCCUGCCAAGCUGCCUCCGGGCCAGGGAUGCUCCAAGGAGCCUUCUGCCGAACUCUCCGUGGAAAGCAAAGCUCUGAAGGCCAAAGGCAGGUUUCCAGGGCUGGUCAGCAGGCGGCAGUGGGUGCAGGGCCCCUGAGGGCCGUAGGGAGCAAAGGGUUCGUUCCGCAAACAGGCAGCAUCUCCAUGGCUGUUCUUAGGAGGAGCUGGGAGCGGGAGGGGACAGGCAUGGCAGAGCUGCAGGAGCAGGCGGAAAUGAUCCUCCCUGCACAGGCUUGGACCCAACCCAUCCUGUUAGUGCCUCCUGGAGGGCUCAGUGCUGCCGCCUGCUGGCCAGCCGCGGACCUGGCCUUGCUGCCCACCGCCUGAGCUGCGCUCCCAUCCUGAGGAGCCCUGGAACAGAAGACAGCAGCCACUCUACUGCGGGUUUUUUCCGUAAGAAGAUGCUUGACCUCCUCACAUCCCUACCCAGACAACGACUCUGAGCACAGGGUGGGGUCUGUGAGGCGCAACUAACACCACACCACAGCUCAGCAAACUUCAACUCCUGCUCCUCGCAGGCAGAAGCAGAGAAGCUCCAUCCUCUGGCAGCUUGACCCCCUCCUCAUCUUAAGGUGUGUCAGUAUUAAGACACAGGCCAGUUGCUUACACUCCCUUUAUAUUUGAUGCAGUGAUCUUCUGACAGUGAUUUGCAGAAGCCUUUGUGAUGAAGGCAACCUCCAAUUCAAUGUUUUCUACUCAAGCACGUGGAUGUUGGACAGUGUUGUAUGCAAGGACCAUACCUGUAUGGAUUAAAUUAUGUUUUGUACAAUGCAAA
Messenger RNA from Pogoniulus pusillus (Red-fronted tinkerbird), 1915 nucleotides. RefSeq names its product ring finger protein 223 (gene RNF223). Gene Ontology annotation, biological process: protein ubiquitination. NCBI's taxonomy places the organism in Eukaryota, Metazoa, Chordata, Aves, Piciformes, Lybiidae. Bases 50 to 946 code for a protein of 298 amino acids. The transcript has 2 exons. The record is from RefSeq and is a predicted model, not a curated record. Gene Ontology annotation, molecular function: ubiquitin protein ligase activity.